Mya arenaria is the source of this 2328-nucleotide messenger RNA. RefSeq lists its product as uncharacterized. Gene Ontology annotation, molecular function: ferrous iron binding; zinc ion binding; oxidoreductase activity, acting on single donors with incorporation of molecular oxygen. The transcript has 2 exons. Lineage: Eukaryota; Metazoa; Mollusca; Bivalvia; Myida; Myidae. The record is from RefSeq and is a predicted model, not a curated record. Bases 256 to 1083 code for a protein of 275 amino acids.
AGAGUGAUCAAGAUCAGGGGAUUUAUAAAGAAGAAUUUUACACAUACUACAACACAUUUAAAUGCGACAAUUUUCUAAAACAAUUUUCUACAAUUUAAUAUUAUUGUUAUAUUUUCAUAUCCAUGGAAAGAAAUCAGUGUUUUGUAUAGACAACGAAGCUUAAUGAAUUUCAUUUCAUUGGAUUGUUACAGUUUCUUUUUAAACAGUGAGCUAUACUUGAGAUAAGUUACGUGGAAACUCUAAACUUUUAUAAAAAUGUCGGUGGAGUUACCUACCGUGUUUUUAUCACACGGCGCUGGGCCGUCUUUUUAUCUGGAUGCCAAAAGCAACCCUUUCUUCAAGGGUCUUGAUAAAGAUUCAAGGGCUGCCGACUUUCUCCGAAACUUUACGAAAACCGCCGACAUAAGUAAACCGGAAACAGUUUUAGUAAUUAGUGCGCAUUGGGAAGAAAAGGCGGUAACUGUUAAUACGAAUUCUAAACAUUCUCUGUAUUACGAUUAUGGUGGAUUUCCACCGGAAACUUACAAGCUUGAUUGGCCGGUUCUCGGAUCACCGGAAAAGGCGAAGAAAGUGGUAGAGGCGCUUAAUGAAGCCGGGAUACAAUGCAGGGAAAAUCCAACGAGGGGUUUGGAUCAUGGCGUCUUCGUGCCACUGAAAUUAGUGUUUCCUAAAGCUGAUGUUCAGGUGAUCCAGAUCUCUCUUCUUCGGAGCAUGAACAUCGCGGACCAUUUAGCGAUCGGAGAAGCGCUUGGGAGACUCCGCUCACAAGGCGUCCUCAUAGUCGGAAGUGGUUUUGCCACGCACAAGGGCGGCACCAAUGGCACUCCACCGCCGAAAUGGGCUGUCGAGUUCAGAGAUUGGCUCCAUGACGUCAUUUCCGGCGAAAAUUACUCACCGGAAGAACGUAAAGUGAAACUGUUGGCGUGUGAAAAAGAGGCGCCAAAUAUUGCACGUGCCCACCCGAGUAUUGAACAUUUUAUACCGCUUCUCAUGUGUUCAGCGGCUGCAGGGUAUAAACCUGGGAAGCUGAUGCUUUCUGAAUUUCACAUGGGAAGUUUGCUUAACGAACACUAUCUGUUUUAGGGCAAUGUUGUGCCGUAGUUUGACACAGACGUGGUUUAAUUUAUAGUGACUACAAACACUCGGUCGAUUUAUUCGAGUCACCACUAGCAUCUAUCAUCAUCAUUAUCAUCAUCAUCAUUAUCAUCAUCAUCAUCAUCAUCAUCACCAUCACCAUCAUCAUCAUCAUCAUCAUCAUCAUCAUCAUCAUCAUCAGUAGCGUCAUAAUUAUUAUGAUCACCACAUUUAAAAUCGACUAGAACUGUCUAUAAUAUACUUCCAUAAAAGAGGAUGAGAGAAUAUUUGUAAAAUAAUAUAAAGAAAUAUCAGUGAAAUAUUACAAAUAAAAUAACAAGGACGACGAUGGCGGCGGCAACGAAGACGGUGGUGCUGAAAGUAUCAAAAAUGGUUAAUGGCUGUAACGUCCUGGGGCCGUAUUCAUAAACCAUUUUAAGUCAAAAAUACUGCGUAACAGUUUCAGUUUCGAUAUAGUGGACUGGGAUUUUCCAAAAUAAUCGACACCGAGGACAGCGCACAAGCUCGGCGAAUCUUUCCACCAUUUUCGCAUUUCUUUGUUAAGUUUACUUUUAUGAUGGUAAUAAUGGCUCCAAUUACAGGCAGACGAACGCAAUACUUUGUGCAACUAUUGUUAAGGAAUGUAUGAAACAUUUUUCGUAUUUUCAAUUAUGUGUCAUUAUUUAUUAUUAUAAUUAUAAUUACAUGUCUCAAGGAGAAUGAUGUCUUUAUUUUGUAUUUAUAUUUGACGUAUUGAGUGGCACUCGUACAUUAUUUACAUCAGACAUUUUCAUAAUAAUUAUUGCAAUAAACUUGUGCUAUUGUUUGCUCAGUGUGGGAGGUUUAAAGCUGCCCUCUCACAGAUUGACAUUUUCUACUUUUAUUUAAAUUAUUUUUGUCGUCGAAUCAGCUAAAUUUGGCAUCAAUACCUUCAAUUUAUUUCUAUAAAUAAACUCACAAUAUAAAAGAUCUCAUUUAAUUGAAAAACUGCCGAAAACUAUUUUUUCUUCUUAUAGCUGCACUCUCACAGAUUGACCAUUUUUACAACUUUCUUAUUUUUUUGUCUUGGAAAGAGCAAAUUUUUGCGUAAAUAUCUGCAAACCAAUGAUAUAAGAUUGAUGAGAAAAACCAGAUCGUAAAGAAACUCAAUAUGAAGUGUGGUAUUCUAAACGGUAUCGUUAAGAGGACCAAAAUAUAUUACUAAGUCGAAUAGACAUGGGCCAUUUAAUUAAUGAAAAUAAAACUUGAACUUAU